Molecule: messenger RNA, 4783 nt
Organism: Erinaceus europaeus (western European hedgehog)
Lineage: Eukaryota; Metazoa; Chordata; Mammalia; Eulipotyphla; Erinaceidae
Gene: LARGE1
Product: LARGE xylosyl- and glucuronyltransferase 1
Exons: 16
Coding region: 1107-3497 (796 amino acids)
Biological process (GO): protein O-linked glycosylation via mannose
Molecular function (GO): xylosyltransferase activity; glucuronosyltransferase activity
Source: RefSeq, a predicted model, not a curated record
CCCCUGGCAGCCCGGCCGGGGCUCCCGGUCCCCCCCAGCUGCACAGACAUGACACAGACACACAGACACUGCAGCUGCUGAUCGAGCCUUGCGCUCUGUGCACGCGGUGGCUGCCAACCCGGGAGCCCAGAGCCCGGAGCCCGAAGCCCAGCGCCCGCCCACCCGUGCCCCUUGCUGGUCCCCGCGAGGCAGCCCCCGCCCGGCCCGGCGCGGGAGGCGUGGACCGCACGCCGACUCCGGCCAGCGGCGCUCGGCUGCCCGCGGCAGCUGCCUUGGCCGCCCAGCUCUGGGCGUCGGGCGCUCGGGGAAGUCGGCGCGUCUCGAGGCGGCGGUAGCGGCCGAGGCUGGCGAGCGCUCUCGGUGGCAGUGGGGCCGCCCGCCUCGGCUCCCCGCACCCACCGCGCUGCGCCCCGCCUUCGCUCUGGUGACCUUCCCGGGGCGCCUCCGCCGGCCCCGCGCCCCCGUCCCCGCACCUCAGGCCGGGGCAGGGCCCUCUCCAGUGCCUGCUGCCCGCGGAGCCGGAGCGGCGCAGGCCCGGGGGGAGGGGGCGCUGCAGCCGGCUGCAGCCCCCCCCCGCCGCCGCGCUCGGCUCCCGGCCCGGCAGGACUGCCUAUGCCCGGGAGCCCGGGGCUGGGGGCGCGGCCGCGCUCGCCUCGCCUGGUCGGGUGCGGACAGGCCCGGCCCUGAGGGGGAGCGCGGGUGGAGGAACUGGCCGCGAGGCACCCCCUACCCGGCCCGGGCCCGGAGCGCACCCCGGCCCCCGCCCAUGCGGAGCGUCCCUGGCUUGGAAUCGUCCCCCGGGCAGGGAGCGGCUCCAGUAGCGGCGCCCGAGGAAGAGCGAGGAGGGACGGCGCGCUGCCCCGGCGGCCCGGACUCGGUCGGCCGCCGCCUUCGGAUCCGGGGGCUGCCCUGAAGUCUGCGGCUCUGGCUUGGACCCUGGCCCCGACCCCCCCACACUCCCUAGGCUGCCCCGCCCGGCCCCUCCGCGGUCUCCCACUGCCCGGCUGCAGUCAUCGCCAAGAAGCAGCUGCAAAUGGUGAUCACAAUGGAAUUACCAGGCUGCGGUCACAUUACCCAAAGACUCUGCCCGGGAUCACCACGUGUUCAUGUUGGAAUAUUUAGUACUGGCUCCAGUGUUUGUGAGGAAGUAUUAUGAGGGAGGCCAAGGACUUCGUGCUCCGAACAGAGAAACGGCACUACAACUAGGGAUUGCUACGUCUGAGAGGAUGCUGGGAAUCUGCAGAGGGAGACGGAAAUUCCUGGCUGCCUCGCUAACUCUGCUCUGCAUCCCAGCCAUCACCUGGGUUUACCUGUUUUCUGGGAGCUUCGAAGAUGGAAAGCCCGUGUCCCUGUCUCCGCUGGAGUCUCAGCCACACAGCCCCCGGUACACUGCAUCUAGCCAGCGCGAACGGGAGAGCCUGGAGGUGCGGGUGCGCGAAGUGGAAGAGGAGAACCGCGCGCUGCGCAGGCAACUCAGCCUGGCCCAGGCUCGAGGCCCCAGCCACCACCGCAGCAACCACUCCCGGACCUACUCCAUGGAGGAGGGCACCGGAGACAGCGAGAACCUGCGCGCAGGCAUUGUGGCAGGCAACAGCUCCGAGUGUGGGCAGCAGCCCGUGGUGGAAAAAUGUGAGACUAUCCAUGUGGCCAUUGUCUGCGCCGGGUAUAAUGCCAGCCGGGAUGUUGUCACAUUGGUCAAAUCUGUCCUGUUUCACAGACGGAACCCUCUGCACUUCCACCUGGUUGCCGACUCCAUCGCGGAGCAGAUCCUGGCGACGCUCUUCCAGACUUGGAUGGUGCCUGCUGUGCGCGUGGACUUCUACAACGCAGAUGAGCUCAAGUCUGAAGUUUCCUGGAUCCCAAACAAGCAUUACUCUGGGAUUUAUGGCCUGAUGAAGCUCGUGCUUACCAAGACUCUUCCUGCCAACCUGGAGCGGGUCAUUGUACUUGACACAGAUAUCACCUUUGCGACUGACAUUGCAGAGCUGUGGGCUGUAUUCCACAAGUUCAAAGGUCAGCAAGUCCUGGGCUUGGUAGAGAACCAGAGUGACUGGUACCUUGGCAACCUGUGGAAGAAUCACCGUCCGUGGCCUGCCCUUGGAAGGGGAUACAACACAGGGGUGAUCCUGCUGCUUCUGGACAAGCUGCGGAAGAUGAAAUGGGAGCAGAUGUGGAGGCUGACAGCAGAGAGGGAACUCAUGGGUAUGCUGUCUACAUCCUUAGCUGACCAGGAUAUUUUCAACGCGGUUAUCAAACAGAACCCCUUCCUGGUCUAUCAGCUCCCCUGCUUCUGGAAUGUACAACUGUCAGACCAUACCCGCUCCGAGCAGUGCUACAGAGACGUGUCUGAUCUCAAGGUCAUUCACUGGAACUCUCCCAAGAAGCUGCGGGUGAAGAACAAGCACGUAGAGUUCUUCCGCAACCUCUACCUGACCUUCUUGGAGUACGACGGGAACCUACUGAGGCGGGAGCUGUUUGGGUGCCCCAGUGAAGCUGAUGUCAACAGUGAGAACCUCCAGAAGCAGCUCUCUGAGCUGGACGAGGAUGACCUGUGCUAUGAGUUCCGGCGAGAGCGGUUUACCGUCCACCGCACCCACCUGUACUUCCUGCACUACGAGUACGAGCCUGCAGCAGACAAUACGGACGUCACCCUGGUCGCUCAGCUGUCCAUGGACAGGCUCCAGAUGCUGGAGGCCAUCUGCAAGCACUGGGAGGGGCCCAUCAGCCUGGCUCUCUACCUGUCAGAUGCCGAGGCCCAGCAGUUCCUGCGCUAUGCACAGGGCUCAGAGGUGCUCAUGAGCCGCCACAAUGUGGCCUACCACAUUGUCUACAAGGAGGGACAAUUCUACCCCGUGAACCUGCUGCGCAAUGUGGCCAUGAAACACGUGGGCACACCCUACAUGUUCCUGUCAGACAUCGACUUCCUGCCCAUGUAUGGGCUCUAUGAGUACCUCAGGAAAUCUGUCAUUCAGCUGGACCUGGCCAACACCAAGAAAGCAAUGAUUGUUCCCGCCUUUGAGACUCUUCGCUAUCGCCUCUCCUUCCCCAAGUCGAAAGCAGAGCUGCUGUCCAUGCUGGACAUGGGGACACUGUUCACAUUCAGGUACCAUGUCUGGAUGAAAGGCCACGCACCCACCAACUUUGCCAAGUGGCGGACUGCCACCACGCCUUACCGGGUUGAGUGGGAGGCUGAUUUUGAGCCCUACGUCGUGGUGAGAAGGGACUGCCCUGAGUAUGACCGGAGGUUUGUGGGCUUUGGCUGGAACAAGGUGGCUCAUAUCAUGGAACUGGAUGCACAGGAGUAUGAAUUCACUGUGCUUCCCAACGCCUACAUGAUCCACAUGCCUCAUGCCCCCAGCUUUGACAUCACCAAGUUCCGGUCCAACAAGCAAUACCGCAUCUGUCUCAAAACCCUGAAGGAAGAGUUUCAGCAGGACAUGUCUCGCCGCUAUGGCUUUGCUGCCCUCAAAUAUCUCACUGCUGAGAACAACAGCUAGCACCAAGAAGCCCCCCACCAGGGAAAGACUUGUUGUUUGAGGCCUACCUUCAAACUCAAAAGGAGCAAUGCUUAUUUGGUUUGUUUUUGUUUGUCUCUCUGGCCCAACAAAGCUGCUCUCUCUACUGAGAUCUGGAACAAGGAUCCAGCCAGUCCCCUUCUGCUUCACCAGAGUGUGGACAAGAAGCCCAUCUACACAGUCUCUUCAAGAAUGGGACAUGGAGGGGAUGAGAGAGAACAAGGGGGUGGUGGAUCUUACCACAAAAUCACAUGCAGACUGACUCUUGAAGAUGGCCUUUUACAAAAGAGAAACCAGGGUGCUGGCAGUACCCACCCUGGAAAAUAAAAGCUUUCAGAUAAAGCUUGCUUCUUUGCCCUGGAAUCUAGCUGGGUAUCAAAGGAGAGGGCAGGCCAGUGAUCAAAACCAAUGCUUAGGAAAAUACAAACAAACAAAAUAGUAGAAAUGCUGUCUCUGGAAGGGACCUGGUGGUGGGGCUGGCUGGUUCUUUAUCCUCAAGUUCACUCUUAUUUUGUUUUGAUUUGGUUUUGGUUGAGGUUGGGCAAGGGAGAGAAUUUUUGUUUGUUUAUUAUUGGUCUGGGAAUCCAAAAUAGAAAAAUCUGAUCUUGUGAGGAUCUGAAGAAACAUCAGCUGCCUCAACCAAUGUCCCUCCAGGAAGUGUGGCCCAGUAAGGAGGACAAGAGUCUUGAGUCAAUGAUUAAACAUGGGCAGCUUCCUUCAUUAAUAUCACUGAGACUCUCUGGGCUCUGAAUCUUCACUUCCCAGAAUUCUGGGGCUAUCAUGAGGGAAAUCCAAAGGCUGACUGUUGUUAAAACUGGUAGCAUUUUUCUACUAGCAGGGAUCAGCUCAUAGGGAAAGGACUUUGACAGAACUCUCUGUGUACACAAAACAAAUGAACUUCUCAAGCCUUUAGGAGGCCUGAGUCAUUUCGGCGAGCCCAGUUCCACAGACUCAUAUGCUCAUCAGGGGACCUUGGGGAAGGAUGUGCUGGGUUCCUUCUUUGCUCAUGCCCACUUCAUGGUGGAAGGGGUGAGGCCACAACCUCAGACUCCCUUUGGAACCUGUCCAAGGGUAGGCCAGCAUCUUCACUGUUACACAAAUUGAGGAGACACUGGACUUUUUACCCAUUUUCUUGAGUCUUCAAUAUUAAUGUUGUGUUUACAUUGAUGAGAACAAGAGUCAAUGCCCUCUGCUCUUCUGGGCUAUCUGUAUUGAGUUGCAAUGUGACCAGCGAACGCUGCAUUCAAUAAAAGAAAGUACGGACUGUU